Messenger RNA from Cryptotermes secundus, 1170 nucleotides. RefSeq names its product longitudinals lacking protein, isoforms H/M/V. Gene Ontology annotation, biological process: regulation of transcription by RNA polymerase II. The transcript is spliced from 7 exons. Gene Ontology annotation, molecular function: DNA binding; protein binding. The record is from RefSeq and is a predicted model, not a curated record. Gene Ontology annotation, cellular component: nucleus. Bases 37 to 981 code for a protein of 314 amino acids. Lineage: Eukaryota; Metazoa; Arthropoda; Insecta; Blattodea; Kalotermitidae.
GUGUCGUGGGAGUGUGGAGAAAAAUCUGGUUCCAGCAUGUCAGAUCUGUGGCUCAAGUGGAAUAGUCAGCUGGAACUUUUGAGUUCCUUGGAUAAUUUGCUUGAGACUGAGAGCUUUGUGGAUGUCACUAUUGCUGUAGAAGGACAGCUUCUUAAAGCACAUCGUGUUGUCCUUUGUGCCAGUAGUCGAUAUUUGAACUCCAUUCUGCGAUCUAAUACAGCACCACAUCCAAUAAUAUUCAUGAGGGAUGUAAAAUUUGUGGAAAUGAAAACAAUUUUAGACUUCAUAUAUAAGGGAGAAGCAUAUGUGGCACAAGAAAAUAUUCAAGGAGUUUUGAAAACUGCAGACGCUCUUAAAAUAACAGGACUGUCCAGCAUUUCAUGGACGGAAUCUCCAAUGAACUGUGUGCAGGUAGAUGAGGCUUCUCAGUGUGACAUAUCAAACUGCCAGGCUGAAUCAAAACCUUCUGACAACUUUAAUGUGCAGAGGGAAGCACAAGAGCUGUUGCCAAAGCUGAAUGACAAUUCACUUUCAGGAUAUCAGAGCUUAGAAGAAGGAAGUGAACAAGCCUCUAAGAAAGAGACUAAUGUUGGUGCAGAUACCCAGGAACAUAUAGGAAAAUUAACUGAGAACUGCGAAGCAACAAAAGUGGCACAUGUUUCAACAUUGGAAGAUGGUGAAACACUGAUGGUACUGGAAGCACCACCUAAUAUAUCGAUCGCCUCUGUCCCUGCGACCCCAGCAAGACCUAAGCCAGCAGCAAGACAGUAUACUAAGGAGGAUCUUAAAUAUGCUUUGGAACUGAUACAUCAGGGUCAGCUGGGAAUCAAGCCAGCAGCUAGAGCAUUUAACAUACCUGCAGCAACUUUACAUCAUGCAGCACGGCGAAGCAAGAUCUCAAGUCCAAUGCAGCAAGGAGGAAAUCGUGCUGUAUCUCACUGCAGUAAAAUAAAACCUGCCAUCAGUGGACAUAAGACCUGAAGUUUUGUGAGAUCAUCAGUAUAUAUCAUGUGUGUUUAAGAAGAAGAAAAAUAAUUCCUAUGGUGUGACUGGGUACUGACUCUCCACCAUGACCUCAGAUUCAAAUGUGUGAAAGAUGUAAUAAUUGUGUUUGAAUAUGUAUGUAAAGGCAAUAUUACUUUAAUUGCAUUGCUAUUCAUUUGUCUCCUC